Molecule: messenger RNA, 2481 nt
Organism: Mycotypha africana
Lineage: Eukaryota; Fungi; Mucoromycota; Mucoromycetes; Mucorales; Mycotyphaceae
Product: adaptin N terminal region-domain-containing protein
Exons: 8
Coding region: 1-2481 (826 amino acids)
Biological process (GO): intracellular protein transport; vesicle-mediated transport
Cellular component (GO): membrane coat; AP-3 adaptor complex
Source: RefSeq, a predicted model, not a curated record
AUGGAAGUGUCAGAUUACAUCUCCAGUGCUAAAACGUUUGCUGAAAAAGCAGCCAAACUUUCACAAAAAGUGUCCAUGGGAUUAGUAGAGAACGCGAAAGAGUUUGGGUUUCCUGGUGGCGACUCGAGUGCUCAAUAUUUUGAUACGUCAGAAGAAAAGUUGCGUAACAUUAAGAGGCAGUUAGAUUCCAAAAACGAUCGAGAAAAGUUAGAUGGCCUGAAAAGACUCAUCGCUAUGAUUUCGAAAGGAAGGGAUGUAUCUGAAUUCUUCCCUGACGUGGUUAAGAAUGUAGUAUCGCAGAAUAUCGAAAUCCGUAAACUAGUAUAUAUCUUCUUAUUACGAUAUGCAGAACAGGAACCGGAUCUAGCAUUGCUAUCUAUCAACUCUUUUCAGAAAGACCUCAGUGACAAGAAUCAAAUUAUUCGUGCUAUGGCUUUACGAGUCAUGAGUGGUAUUCGUGUUCCUGUUAUCAGCCCUAUUGUUCUACUUGGCAUCAAGAAGUGCGUGACAGAUCCAAGUCCUUAUGUACGAAAAACAGCUGCUCACGCUAUUCCCAAAUGUUACAGUCUUGAUGACAGUCAGAAAGAGGCUUUGAUUGAGGUUAUUGCUACAUUGUUGAAGGAUAGAUCCAGUAUUGUAAUAGGCAGUACAAUUAUGGCGUUCAAUGAAGUUUGUCCAAACCGUUUUGAUUUGAUCCAUCCUUGUUAUCGAAAAUUAUGCUCUAUGUUAGGUGAUUGUGAUGAAUGGGGGCAAAUGUCAAUUUUGGGUGUUUUGUUACGAUAUGGCCGAAGUCAAUUUUUAAACCCCAACCCUAAUGGUGAGGAUGUAUCUCGUUCUGCGCCGAAGCAAAAAACAACCAACAGCAGUAAUAAUUACAAAUCAUUUUAUUCGAGUAGUUCAUCAGAAGAGGAUGAUGAAGAUGGACAAAAGGUAGACGAUAUAAUCGAUUUGGACCCAGACCAUGAAUUACUGUUGAAAAGUUGCACACCCUUGCUACAAAGCCGAAACAGUGGAGUUGUGCUUGCAGUAGCAAAACUAUUCUAUUAUUUAGCACCUGCAAUCGAUGCUCUAAAGAUAGAAAAACCACUUGUGAGAUUGUUAAGAACACAUCGUGAAUUAGCCUAUGUAGUUUUGACAAAUAUUGCAACAAUGGCAUUGAAGAGACCAUAUUUGUUCGAAUCCUCACUUCAACACUUUUUUACUCAAUCAAAUGAACCUGUGUUUAUUCGUGAUACCAAAUUGGAUAUUUUGACUACAAUUGCAACAAAAGAUAAUAUACACACAUUACUGCAAGAACUACAGCAAUAUAUCAAGAGUCCCAACAAAGAUUUUGUAGCUGCAACUAUUCAGGCCAUUGGGCGGUGCGCUUCUACGGUACCUACUGCCGCAGAUCAAUGUCUCCGUUUACUUUUGAAAUUGCUACAUAGCAAGAAUGAACUUGUCGUUGCAGAAUCAGUUUUAGUUCUGACAAGAUUGUUGCACACUCCUUUAGAAUCGCGACAGAAACCGGUCAUUGCACUUAUGAAAUUGUUGGACACGGUGAAAGCGCCGAAGGCAAGGGCAAAUAUAUAUUGGUUAAUGGGACAAUAUGCUGAAAUGCUACCCAAGGUUGGACCUGAUGUUAUACGUCAAGCUGCUAAAAACUUUGUCCAAGAGGAAAAUGUUACCAAAUUACAAAUUCUAACUCUAUCAGUAAAAUUGGUUUGCUUAAAUCCCACCCACACUAUUCUCAACCGCAUCAACCAAUAUUUACUUAAUUUAGCGAGAUACGAUACGGAUUACGAUGUUAGAGAUCGAGCUCGAUUCUUACGUGCUUUGACGAUACCCGAAAACAGCAAUAAUCAGUUGUCUGAUGGGCUUUUACAAAUCCGGCAAAAUCUAAAAAAGAUUCUACUCUCGCCUUAUAAGACAACUGUCAGCACUGAAGCUACACCCUUAUUUGACGCUGCAGCAGCCUCAGAAUACACCAUUGGAUCCCUUUCGUUAUUAGCUAACCAACCCUUGCCUGGUUAUGAACCGAUACCCGAUUUCCCCGAGGGCGAACAGCCUGAUUCCACUGUACGUGAUGUGGAAGAAUUAGAGGGCUGGAGUGGUAGUAGAACAACAGUGGUGGAAUCGGGAUUCGGCAGUGAUAAUUAUCGUGAUAGCAGAGGCCGUUAUCCAUCCACUGCCUUAUCCGGUGUAGAAGCAAUGGGAAGUUCGUCUCUUUAUUCGCCUUCGAUGUAUAAAAAGGGCAAGAAUAAUGAUUAUGAUCUGGAUGCAUUCUACGACGAAAGUAGCGAUGAGGAUGCCGAGGAAGUAGCAUCAACUGAGGAAGAAAGUGACGAAGAUGAAACAACGACAGACGAAGACGUGUCUGAAGAAGAAGAGGAGGAGGAGGAAGAGGGGAGCAGCGAAGAAGAAUAUACCAGUAACAGUGAUGAAGAAGAGUCAUCUGAAUCAGAUGGUUCACAACGCUAUUCAGUGUCUAAAAGGAAGUAA